Cryphonectria parasitica EP155 is the source of this 1368-nucleotide messenger RNA. RefSeq lists its product as uncharacterized. The transcript is spliced from 2 exons. The record is from RefSeq and is a predicted model, not a curated record. Lineage: Eukaryota; Fungi; Ascomycota; Sordariomycetes; Diaporthales; Cryphonectriaceae. The coding region runs from base 1 to 1368 and encodes 455 amino acids. Gene Ontology annotation, biological process: cardiolipin acyl-chain remodeling. Gene Ontology annotation, molecular function: A2-type glycerophospholipase activity. Gene Ontology annotation, cellular component: mitochondrial inner membrane.
AUGUCAGGAUUCUUUCCUCUGUCCUUACGAGAUGCUGCUCACCAAUGGUGGACCAACAUCUCCCCGCCCAUGUCCGAGAGGGCCGUUCUCAAUCUCAUUCCCUACCUUAAGGAGGCCGUCUCCUCUCCUACCACCACCUCUUCCUCCGAGCUCACCACCGCCACACCCGACCCCUUUGGCCACCGGAUAUGGCGCUCCACCAUGGUUGCCCUCUCGGGCAAGAACCGUGUGCUGAACGAGUACUCAGUCGAGCGUGUUGGUGAGCCCGCCGAGGAGACCCUCGUCAUGCUGCACGGUUACGGUGCCGGCCUGGGCCUCUUUUACCAGAACUUCGAGCCUGCUACCCGUGUCAAGGGCUGGCGCCUCUACGCUCUCGACAUGCUGGGCAUGGGCAACUCGUCGCGGCCCCCCUUCCGCAUCAGGGCCAAGGACGCCGCCGAGAAGACCGUCGAGGCCGAGAGCUUCUUCAUCGACGCCCUCGAGGAGUGGAGGAAGAUCCGCAACAUUGAGAAGUUCACCCUGCUGGGCCACUCCCUGGGCGGCUACCUCGCCGUCUCCUACGCCCUCAAGUACCCAGGCCGCCUCAACAAGCUCAUCCUCGCCUCUCCUGUCGGCGUCCCCGAGAAUCCCUACGCCUCCAAGGCCGAGCUGCCCGCGCCGGGCUCCUCCACCCUCGCCAACGAGUUCACCCAGUCCCAGGAGAGCAUUGUCCACCAGGACAACACCAACUCCAUCUCCGCCACCAAGCACGUCCCCCAAGCCGCCGCCCCCGCUCGCACCAUCCCAGGCUGGUUCGCCUGGCUGUGGGACGCCAACCUCUUCUCACCCUUCAGCAUCGUGCGCGCCGCCGGUCCUCUCGGCCCGCGCUUUACUGCUGGCUGGACCAGCCGCCGCUUCAACCACCUGCCGCGCCAGGAAGCCGAAGCCCUGCACGUCUAUGCCUACAACCUGUUCCGCCAGAAAGGCAGCGGCGAGUUCGCCCUCAGCUACAUCCUCGCCCCCGGUGCCUACGCCCGCAACCCUCUGAUCAACCGCAUCGACCGGGUCGGCCGUGGUGUCACCCCCGACAACAAGAAGGAGACGGGUCUCCCUGUCGUCUUUAUGUACGGCGACAGCGACUGGAUGGACGUCGCCGGCGGCUUCGCCAGCGAGGAGAAGAUCAAGAAGCGUGUAGAGAAGGCUCUCAUGGAGGGAACCCCCGAUGAGAGGCGCGAUGAGAACGGCAGCGCCAAAGUUGUUAUCGUCCGCAGGGCCGGCCAUCACUUGUAUCUCGACAACCCGGACGAGUUCAACGAAUACCUGAAGAAAGAGCUAGAAGAGACGAGGGAUUAUAAUCGCCGGAGGAGGGAACAGGGCUUAUCCGUCUGA